Drosophila innubila is the source of this 959-nucleotide messenger RNA. RefSeq names its product membrane steroid-binding protein 2. The record is from RefSeq and is a predicted model, not a curated record. Bases 122 to 829 code for a protein of 235 amino acids. Lineage: Eukaryota; Metazoa; Arthropoda; Insecta; Diptera; Drosophilidae. The transcript has a single exon.
AAUGUUCUAGGAGCACUGUCAACUGGCAAUCUGUAAAAUUUUACUAGAUUUCGUAGUUGUCAUGUAAAUGUGAUACGGUCAAGUUGUAUUAAAAGUUUUAUAAUUAAAAAGAAAACUCAAAAUGUCUUUAUUUUUCGAUAAUAUGUGGAUUUACCAGUUGAGGGAUUGGAUAAGCUCUCCUUUGGGUAUUGUGGUGUUGUCCUGCAUUUUGGGAUAUAUUGCCUAUAUUCACGCACGACGGGAGCAUCCGACCUAUGAUGAUGAGGACUACGAGAAGGAGGGACAUGUCAUGUUGCCAGCUCCACUGCGAAACCUGAAGCUGACUAGAGAAGAGCUGAAGACUUACGAUUCGCAGAAUCCCAAUGGAAGAUAUUUGGUGUGUUUGCAGAACAAGAUAUACGAUGUGUCCUGUUCCCCAGAGGACUUUGGGCCCAAUGGCUGCCAUAAGGAAUUGACAGGCACCGAUAUCAUGUGGUACAUCAAAAAGACAUUACGCUAUGAGCCACGUACUUUCGAUGAAUAUGUCGAAGAAUUUGAGAAAAGACUCGAGGAUCGUUUCUUUGUAGCGGGUGUGCUGUUAGAAGACAAACAGCAAAAGAAGGAGGAGGAGAAGGAGAAGGAAAAGGAGAAGGAGACUCCAGCUGGAGAUGCUCGUUCAGCAAACUCCUCAGACUCUGGUUGGGAUACAGUCAACGAAUCCAGCAUUGAGGCUGACUUCGAAGAGGUCCAAAGUGAGGAGGACAGAGAUGAGGAGCAAAUAACGAAAGUUGAGGACCUUGAAGAGACGCUCAUGUGGACAAAGGCAGAUAAGCCAAUAUUGGUUGAAUAGAGCUGUCCUUAAUCGAUUAAUUAUGCCUGAUGUGGGACUAUCCCAUCUUGACCAGGACAGCACUUAGCCUAUAAUUUGAACCACACUAAAUAAUACAGACACAUAAAUAAAUAGCUCUGUUCGGAUUUAA